Messenger RNA from Struthio camelus australis, 1884 nucleotides. The record is from RefSeq and is a predicted model, not a curated record. NCBI's taxonomy places the organism in Eukaryota, Metazoa, Chordata, Aves, Struthioniformes, Struthionidae.
UGGUGGUUUAUGUGCUCAAUCCGUUAGCCCAGCUUUUACAAUUUAGGCAUCUUUCCACUUUUCUGCAUCAGCGUUUUGCUAUAUAAGGACCUGCUGUACCUGCAUUUUAAAGCACAGAAGACGCAAGGACCAGGUGGCUCUGGGCAGCUCAAAGGUCUCCCCCUGAUCAAGAUCUGACCACAGGAGCAACAACAGCAGGCUUUGAAAUUUGGGCUAAGACCAGGAGCCAACAUGUUCGAGUUGCUGAGCGUUGCCGUCCUGUGUGUCCUGCUGGCCCCAGCACGGAGCCAGCUGUCCAAAGACGCCGUCCUCAGGAUCAAUAAAGGUGUUUUGCGUGAUGUUCUUGCAGGCUCCUUCCAGCAAGGCGACGCUCUCCAAGGCGCCCUGGGUGACGUGCCGCUUGGGAGCGGUGGGCCUGUCGCGGGUGGGCGGACGCUGCUGGACAGCCUCAGUGGAGGUCUCCUUGGGGGUGGUGGCCUGCUCGGUGGCAUUACUGGUGGCUUACUGGGUGGUGGUGGCGUCCUCGGCGUCCUCGGCGAAGGAGGCUUGCUCAGCACCGUCCAGGGGCUCACAGGGCUGCGCAUUGUUGAGCUGACACUGCCCAGGGUGUCCCUGCGGCUCCUGCCUGGUGUCGGCAUCCACCUCAACCUCUACACCAGGGCGGCCAUCAGUGCCAAGAGCCUCCUGGGUUUCCUCGACAUCGCGGUGGAAGUGAACAUCACGUCCAGAGUCAGGCUCACCAUGGGCGGCAUGGGUUACCCCCGGCUGGUGAUGGAGAGGUGCGACACCCUCCUCGGCGGCAUCAAAGUCAGGCUCCUGCGCGGCCUGCUCCCAAUUGUGGACAAUUUAUUGGCAAGCGUCCUGAACAGACUACUUCCUAAUCUGCUGUGCCCAGUAGUCGACGUUGCCCUGGGCCUUGUCAACGACCAGCUGGGGCUCGUGAACUCGCUGGUGCCCCUGGGUUUAUUAGGAAGCAUCCAGUAUACCGUAUCGAGCCUCCCACUGGUAACCGGCCAGUUCCUUGAAGUAGAUUUGAAUACCGUAGUCGAGCGAGUAGCGGGAGGCCUGGUUGACUACCCUCUGGGAAGACCAGAAGCUGUCCCCAUGCUGCCAAGGGUCCCCAUGCCUCCACUGCCACCGAUGCCGGACACCAGCUCCUCCCAGCUGGGCCUGUCUGUGAACUUCCUCAGCUCGGUGAUAUCGGCCCUGCAGAAGCAAGGCGUCUUGGACUUGGACAUCUCCAGCGGGAUGUUUCCCGAGCUUCCACCACUAACAACAUUGACUCUUGGAGCCCUGAUCCCUGCGGUUUUCAAGGCAUACCCUGAGUCACGUGAAUUGUUGCUGAAAAUUGCAGUCCCUAAAGCACCAGUGGUGACCUUAAAGAAAAACAAAGGUGUGAUCCAGCUCACGGCUACAGCGGAAGUGAUGGUGAUCCAUCCAAAUGAUACCCAGAAGUCUCUCUGCCUUCUGAAUAUUGAUGCUGCUUUGCUGGCCCAGUUUUCUGUUGAAGACCACAAACUGAAGAUCAGCGUCAGCCUUGAGAAGACUGAUCUCUCCUUGGUGUCUUCAUCCAUCGGUGAUUUUGAUAUCUCGCUCCUGGAGACGCUGGUGGGCAAGAUUUUCGAUGUCGCCUUCCUGCCUGCAAUGAACAGCGUCCUGGGAAGAGGCGUUCCCCUCCCGAAACUGCUCAACAUCGACUUCACCAGCGCUGAGGUGAACGUCAUUGAGCUUCCCUGGGGCGGAGGUGACUGCUUUCGUCUCCUGCUCACCCUUUCCUCGGCAGCUGAGGAAGCGGAGGUGCGGACACGGCGAGGGGCGGCUGCAGAGCCGGUGGAGCCGGGCCCCAGCCAGUGCGGGAGCAGGCAGCUCCCCGAAGGCAGGUGA